ACUGCAAGAGACCAGAGCAGCAUUCAUGUAGGGGAGGUGGUGACCGUUUCGCACUGAACGUCUAUCAAUCACCUGCAAUAUUGUGGUCCUGCGCAGUUUUCCGGGCAGAAAGAAGCAGCAGGGGGAGGGAUGAGACGCGGGAGAAGAAGAGGGAAAAUGGCGAUGGAGGGGCCUAGGCAUCAACCGCCAACCCUCGUCCCAUUGCUGAUGAGCGCAACGGCUGUGUUGAUCUCACACCACAUCUUCAACGCCGCUGCCCAGAUACCAGACCCCGAGCUUUUGCCAACAGACCCUCCAAAAAAGCCAGAUCCAGUCACUUCAGAAACAGUGGUGUUUUGGGGUCUUCGAUUAUGGCAGGUUGUAGGUAUUUUCUCCAUGUUCAUCCUAGCAAUUGUAAUAACACUGUGCUGCAUCUUCAAAUGCCGAAUUCCACGAACAAAAAAAGAGAUAGAGGCUCGGCAUGCACAAAGACUAGCCGCAAAAACCUAUGCCAACACACUGGAGACAGUGCCCCCCCUAAAUGAGCUCACAGAGGUGCCGGGAGCUCUUGCGGAAGCGUCCGCUCUUCAGACAGUCUCUGAGCAGGUACAGGCUCAUGGUAGUGGACAGCUUCCUGUGGUCAGGGAAGAAGAUGAACCCGCCAAUCCAGUCCCUUAGACCGAUGCGCUCGAGCUCUCCUGUUUUUCUUCUUCCUGCCUGUCCUCAGUCUGCAGUCCUGGAUGCCUUAGAGUAGAAAAGACUGUCUAUAAUGUAACUGGUGACAUAUGCUGCUAGCAGUGUCUUUGAGGUUCAGUUAACCUGCGAUUAGAAUCUGCUGUCAGUACAGUAUAUAUAUACAGUAUAAGUGAAUGAUGCAAGUGUAUAUGCAAGUGAAUCCUUAGGUGCAUCUUAGAAAAUAUAAAGUAGGUAAUGAGUAAAAAGCACAUACAGUAUCUUUACUUUUUCCUUCUCUGUCUUUUAAAGUCAACCUUGAAUCAGAAUUGACCUCAUACUUUCCUAACUCCCAUUUCUGCUCUGUGUAUGCCAGUUUUGUAUGCAGGUUUUGGGAAAGCUGUCAACAUUCAAUACACAUUUAUUUAUACAGCUUUUUACUUAAUAGAGAUAGUUUCAUAGCAGAUUCGCUGUAGUAAACAGGAAGAUGACAAUUUCAGUGUUGCAAAGUUUAUCAGUUAUGAACUGACUGUGGCAGCUCUGCAGAAGAAAACACUGUCACUGUUGCACACACAGAACUUGCUGGCUGUUUUCUGGUGGCACAUAUUUUAUUUUGUUGUCACUGCAUUUGCUUAAAUCUACAAAUAUAACCAUAUAAAACCUGAAUUAUACAGCAGAUCAUAUUGAGCAACGUUGGCAGUGUGACGUCUUUAUGUAUAAGUGAAGCAGUCCUUGACAUUCUCUAUAGAGUCCAAUAAAGGGCAGCAUAAGAACGUUACAGAGUUUCAAGCAUAAAUCACUUAUUGAAACAAUAAGGUGUCUUUGACAAAUAAACUCAUGAAUUCUCUUGACCUUCAGAAAGGUUGAGGUAUUAUAGAUGUAGACUUUUGCAGAGUGAAAUCUUGUAAGAAUAUAAAAGUUAGUCUUGCUUUUAUCACGUGGCAGCUUUAUAAUAGCACAUAUUUCUGAGUAAAUAAUAUUAAUAUGUGAUAGAUUUUUUUUUAAUUAUUAAUCACAGUUGUAAGUUGUGAUAUGCUUUGCAAAGACUCUCUUGUCUCAACACAAGUCAAUAUUAAUAUCUUUUUUCUGUAAAUGCCUUUUGCAUCUUCUAUAAAACAGGUCCACAUUGUUUUCCAAACACAAUAACGGGUUGUGAAUUCUGAUUCAUAUUGACAUAUUGAUAUUGACUUAAUACUGUGUUUCUGUCUCUGUCCCUUUUAAACCUGAAUAAAAAUGUA
Carassius auratus (goldfish) is the source of this 1889-nucleotide messenger RNA. Its product is annotated as transmembrane inner ear expressed protein-like. Gene Ontology annotation, biological process: inner ear morphogenesis; sensory perception of sound. The transcript has 4 exons. The record is from RefSeq and is a predicted model, not a curated record. Lineage: Eukaryota; Metazoa; Chordata; Actinopteri; Cypriniformes; Cyprinidae. Bases 130 to 657 code for a protein of 175 amino acids.